AAAUAAAAAUGAGGAUAUUCAAGAUGUUGAAGACAUUGAUAGUGAAGUUCAAGAUGUUAAACACAUUGAUAGUGAAGUCCAAGAUGUUGAACACAUUGAUAAUGAAAUUCAAAAUGUUGAAGACAUUGAAAAUGUUGAGAAUGUUGAUAAUGAAGCCAAAGAUAUUGAUAGCGAUAAGCAUAGUCUUGUUUGA
Dentiscutata erythropus is the source of this 193-nucleotide messenger RNA. The record is from the annotation of a GenBank genome assembly. Lineage: Eukaryota; Fungi; Glomeromycota; Glomeromycetes; Diversisporales; Gigasporaceae.